AUGGCUUCUACGAACGGCUCGGCGGUUGCGCAUGCGUACUACCCCUUGGGGGUCAUCAUCCCCGGGUAUGCGGCCAACACGAUGGAUGCGCUCGAGCUCGUCUCGUACUUUGGCCUGGGUUGCGGUGCCGUCCUCGUGCCCACGUACUUUCUGAUCCAGAGCAAGCGGCCCGACCUGCGCAGCUGGGAGGUGUUUGCCGCCCUGUGGUUCGUCCUCUGCGGCUUCAUCCACACUUUCUUUGAAGGCUACUUCGCCUACAACUUCAAGGACAUGGCCAGCAAGCUCGACCUCUUCGGCCAGCUCUGGAAGGAGUACUCCCUCUCCGACUCCCGCUACCUGACCCAGGACUCGUUCCUCGUCCCCAUGGAGUCCGUCACCGCCUUCCUCUGGGGGCCCAUGUCCUUCUUCAUCGCCUACGCCAUCGUGACCGGCCACCCCCUGCGCCACUCGCUCCAGCUCAUCGUCAGCGUCGGCCAGAUCUACGGCGACAUCCUGUACUACGCCACCUGCACCUUCACCAUGCUCAUGGACCAGAAGCACUACUGCCGGCCCGAGAACUACUACUUCUGGGCCUACUACUUCCUGUGCAACGCCUUCUGGAUCGUCAUCCCGGGAGCCCUCGUCUUUCAGAGCAUUGGCGCCACCAAGCGGGCGUUUGCUCAGCUUCAGAGCUUGGAGAAGGUGAAGAAGGGUAAAUAG
This is a messenger RNA of Clonostachys byssicola, 699 nucleotides long. Lineage: Eukaryota; Fungi; Ascomycota; Sordariomycetes; Hypocreales; Bionectriaceae. The record is from the annotation of a GenBank genome assembly.